Molecule: messenger RNA, 585 nt
Organism: Aureobasidium uvarum
Lineage: Eukaryota; Fungi; Ascomycota; Dothideomycetes; Dothideales; Saccotheciaceae
Source: the annotation of a GenBank genome assembly
GAACUCAGAGAACGCAUCACAAUGGCGACACCCAACAUCAAUUUCGGCAGCCCUGUCAUCUUCUUCGACUCACAUCCCGAGCAACAACCGGGCUAUAUCGCAUCAUGGGCCUAUGCCUUCCGCGACCAUUUGAAGAUCGCCUGGACUGGUGAUGUGCCCAAGAGGUUGUUCCCUGGUACCUUGCGACUGGUUUGNACCGACGGUGUGCGAGGCCUCCGCGACUUCGAACUCCACCAAUCCGAACUCAUCAAAACACUCUGGGAUGGCCUUCUUGACAAUCCCGACGUCUCUCGCGCACUCGUGACCGGAUACUCUGGCCAAAAUCCCUUCGUCCUCAGCUACGGCGACAACCCAUGGCUCACAAAAGAGCANAAGGAAAAAUUGAUCCGCCGCCAGAACGACGAGAUGUGGGCCAAGAAGUCAGCCAGGAGAGUCGAGACAAGAAGUAAGAAUGAGAAGUUCGAGGACGAGAAGGAGGCAAUCAGGAGAAAAGAGCAGAUUCUGGAACACAUCGAUGAGGUUAUUCAGAGUAAUGAGGAUGCCGAGAAGGAGCGAUUGCUGGCUGUGGACAGAGAGUUUGUUUGA